AGGGAAACAGGUGUAGCAACACUCUUUUGUCAUCAUUAUAAGCAGUUUGAGGACAAUGUUGCUGGUGCUUCUUACAUAUCAGCUUGCCGGACUCCUCUUCGCCCAGGGUCAAAAUGCCUGUUUUACACACUCCACAUUUAGAAGUCCAGCUAACUCAGACAUGGAGGUCUUCUGUGGCUCUCAGACAGUGAACCUCCAGAUCCUCCUCUGUCCCGUCUACUUCAAUGGUUACAACGAGACGCUGCUGUCACUCAACUCACAGCACUCCAAACACCAGUGUAAGGGGACCCCUGACUGGACUGCUGACCCACCUGUGGUCAAAUUCAACUUCUCCAUCACAGAGGAGGGGAUCACUGCUUGCUCCAGCAAGCUGACUGUCACUCAAGAGUCGGGGACUGGACAGUUUGCAGACUUCUCCAGUGUCCAGUAUAUCAACAUCACAGGCAUGGUGUGCUCAAAGGACCCCACCACAGGAGCCAUCACUUAUCACCAAGAAGUGAUGUACCAGUUCUCCUGUCGCUACCCACUGCAGUACCUGGUCAACAACACUCAGAUGAGCGUGUCAGGGGUCAACCUGGCAGUAAAAGAUAAUAAUGGGAGUUUCAUCAGCACACUGAGCAUGGGACUGUACUCUGAUGAAAACUACUCCACCAUGCUGCAGAUCCCUGCAGGAGGUCUGGAUCUGAAGACCAGGAUCUUUGUACAAGUAAAGGCAUCUAACCUCACUAACAGAUUCAACGUGCUCCUGGACCGAUGUUACGCCACCACCACGCCUUUCCCCCUCAACACCUCGUCUUAUGAUCUCUUCGUUGGGUGUAACCGAGAUGGCCAGACAAUGAUGGGAACCAAUGGAGAGCAACAGGAGGCCCGCUUCUCCUUCGAGACGUUUCGCUUUAUUCAAAGCUCAGAAGAAUUAAUCUCUACUUACUACGUCCACUGUGCCACCAGGCUGUGUGUGAGCUCCUUCUGCCCCAGCCUCACUCAGAAUUGCACCACCAGCACCAGCUCAAGGAGGCGCCGCAGUGCCAGCAACAACCAGGACACGACUGUGAGCGACAUGGCCACCAUCAGCUCAGGCCCCAUCAUGACCCGCACCCGCACCGGUCCUCAGCAGACUCAUGAUAACAGCACUGUGGUGGCUGUUUCAGUCAUAGCAGGCAUUGUUGGAGUAAUCUGCGUUACAUUAGUGGCUUUCAUCAUUUACCAGAUGUACAACUCCAAUUUCAGAUUCAACAAGGAUAUCCUGAAAGAGUGACGCAGGUUAAUAAAACUGAAAUGAUUUUGUUUAUGGGAGCAUGUGAUUGAGAUAAAUGAGCCUGGGUCAUAAACUUUUACUUAACUUUUG
Notolabrus celidotus (New Zealand spotty) is the source of this 1345-nucleotide messenger RNA. RefSeq names its product zona pellucida-like domain-containing protein 1. The coding region runs from base 56 to 1255 and encodes 399 amino acids. The transcript has 10 exons. The record is from RefSeq and is a predicted model, not a curated record. NCBI's taxonomy places the organism in Eukaryota, Metazoa, Chordata, Actinopteri, Labriformes, Labridae. Gene Ontology annotation, cellular component: cell surface.